AUUCUUGUUUCUGUUACAGAUUCUGGAACUGGACCAGCGCCAAGAAUGAUUUUUGGUGGAAGCUUGCCAACAAUGGGUAUGGAGAAAUCCGGCACUAGUGCUGUUGCUGCUGUUGCUGUUGAAACAGCACCAGAUGGUGGUGACAACGAGGAUGAAGCGGAGAAAUUACGUGCUGCGUUGCUGGAGCAGGUAAGAAUCUGUUUAAAAACGGUCUAA
Gongylonema pulchrum is the source of this 216-nucleotide messenger RNA. The record is from the annotation of a GenBank genome assembly. Lineage: Eukaryota; Metazoa; Nematoda; Chromadorea; Rhabditida; Gongylonematidae.